Messenger RNA from Oryza brachyantha (malo sina), 2937 nucleotides. Its product is annotated as aminopeptidase M1-D. Lineage: Eukaryota; Viridiplantae; Streptophyta; Magnoliopsida; Poales; Poaceae. The coding region runs from base 1 to 2619 and encodes 872 amino acids. The transcript is spliced from 19 exons. The record is from RefSeq and is a predicted model, not a curated record. Gene Ontology annotation, molecular function: zinc ion binding; peptide binding; metalloaminopeptidase activity. Gene Ontology annotation, biological process: peptide catabolic process; proteolysis. Gene Ontology annotation, cellular component: cytoplasm.
AUGGCGGGCUCGGCCGACCAGUUCCGCGGCCAGGCGCGGCUCCCGCGGUUCGCGGCGCCGCGGCGGUACGAUCUCCGGCUCCGCCCGGACCUCGUCGCCUGCACCUUCACCGGCGCCGCGUCCGUCGCCGUGGACGUCUCCGCGCCCACCCGCUUCCUCGUCCUCAACGCCGUCGACCUCGCCGUCGACCGCGCCUCCAUCCGCUUCCAGGGCUUGGCGCCGGCGGCGGUGUCGCUGUUCGAGGAGGACCAGAUCAUGGUGCUCGAGUUCGGCGGCGAGCUUCCGGUCGGCGAGGGCGUGCUCGGGAUGAACUUCGACGGCACGCUCAACGAUCAGAUGAGGGGCUUCUACAGGAGUAAAUAUGAGUACAAGGGCGAGACCAAGAACAUGGCAGUGACGCAGUUUGAGUCAGUGGACGCUCGACGAUGCUUCCCUUGCUGGGAUGAGCCUUCAUUCAAGGCAAAGUUCAAGUUAACACUUGAAGUGCCAACUGAGCUGGUAGCUUUGUCCAACAUGCCAAUAGCUAAUGAGACAAUUGCUGGUCCAAUCAAGACUGUUGAGUAUGAAGAAUCACCCCUUAUGUCAACUUAUUUAGUGGUCAUAGUUGUUGGUUUGUUUGAUUAUAUUGAAGGUGUAACAUCAGAAGGCAACAAAGUUCGUGUGUACACUCAAGUUGGUAAGAGUAAUCAAGGAAAGUUUGCCCUAGAUGUUGGAGUGAAGUCACUGAAUCUCUAUAAAGAAUUCUUUGAUACUCCUUAUCCACUCCCUAAGUUGGAUAUGGUUGCUAUCCCUGAUUUUACCAAUGGGGCCAUGGAGAACUAUGGAUUGGUCACUUACCGGGAAAUAUAUUUGCUUUUUGAUGAGAAGUCUUCAUCAGCAGCCACCAAACAGAACGUUGCAAUUACUGUCGCACAUGAAUUGGCUCAUCAAUGGUUCGGCAAUCUUGUGACCAUGGAAUGGUGGACUCACUUGUGGCUAAAUGAGGGCUUUGCUACAUGGAUGAGCUAUUUGGCAGUAGAUUCCUUUUUCCCUCAAUGGAAUAUCUGGACACAGUUUCUUGAUAGUACAACCUCUGCUCUCAAAUUGGAUUCACUAUCUGAAUCUCAUCCUAUUGAGGUUGAAAUACAUCAUGCCAGUGAGGUAGAUGCGAUUUUUGAUUCCAUAAGCUAUGACAAGGGUGCCUCUGUUAUUCGCAUGCUGCAAAGUUACCUUGGUGCAGAACGCUUUCAGACAGCAUUAGCAUCAUAUAUAAAAAAGUAUGCAUACUCAAAUGCUAAAACCGAGGACCUGUGGGUUGUUCUUGAAGAGGUAUCUGGUGAACCUGUCAAGGAUUUGAUGACUACAUGGACAAAGAAACAAGGGUAUCCUGUUGUUAGUGUGAAACUUAAAGGGCAUGAUGUGGAACUUGAACAGGACCAGUUUUUGUUAGAUGGAUCCUCGGAUUCUGGCAUGUGGAUUGUCCCGAUAACUUUAGGAUUCUAUUCACAUGAUAUUCAGAAAAGAUUCCUACUGAAACAAAAACUCGAUGAUAUAAAGGGCAUUAAUUCACAAUAUGAUGGUCGACGGAAUGGUGGAAACUUUUGGAUUAAGCUGAAUAUCGAUGAAACAGGAUUUUAUCGAGUUAAAUAUGAUGACGAACUUACAGCUGCACUUCGAAAUGCAUUGCAAAUGAAGAAGCUCUCUCUGAUGGACAUAAUUGGCGUUGUAGAAGAUGCACAUGCCCUUUCUAUCGCCUGCAAGCAAACACUGUCGUCGUUGCUGCAUCUGCUGUAUGCUUGCCGUGAGGAGGCUGAUUUCAGUGUUCUUUCGCACAUAAAUUCUGUAACUUCAAGUGUUGCUAAAAUAUCAGCUGAUGCUACUCCAGACCUGGCUGAUGACAUCAAACAACUUUUUAUCAAGCUUCUCCUCCCACCUGCUGAAAAAUUAGGCUGGGACCCUAAGGACAGUGAAAGCCACCUGGAUGCAAUGCUUCGACCCCUGCUGCUGGUUGCCCUAGUUCAGCUUGGGCAUGAUAAGACUAUAAAUGAGGGAGUUAGGCGUUUCCAGAUCUUCUUUGCUGAUCGCAAUACUUCCCUUCUUCCUCCGGAUACUAGAAAGGCUGCAUACCUCUCUGUGAUGCAUAAUGUUAGUAGCACAAACAGAUCUGGCUAUGAUGCUCUUCUUAAGAUCUACAGGGAAUCAACUGAAGUGGAGGAAAAGUUAACUGUAUUAGGCGUACUAUCUUCUUGCAAGGAUAAGGAUAUUGUUCUUGAAUCGUUGAAUUUUAUUUUCACGGAUGAGGUUCGCAAUCAGGAUGUAUAUCUUGUCCUUCGAGGUGUUAUAACUGAGACACGUGAAACUGCAUGGUCCUGGUUAAAGGAAAAUUGGGAUCGUCUCACAAAGAUAUUUCCAGUAAGCGCAGCACUGUCGGAUUACGUCAAAUCUAUCGUCCCAUUGUUCACCUCGAAAGAGAAGGAAGCAGAGAUCUCCCAGUUUUUCGCGAGCCGCACUACCCCUGGGUUCAAGAGGGCACUGGACCAGAGCCUGGAGAACGUGCGGAUCAACGCUAGGUGGAUCGAGGGCGUCAGGGGCGAAGCUGAGCUUGCUCAGACGGUUCAUGAUCUUCUCAACCGGCUCUGAUUUGAUUCCCCUCCGGAGCUUGAUGCGUCCUGGAUGAUGCCAAACUUUAGCCAAAAGCAUAUAUUAUUUGUUGUAACAGCUCGUUGCGAGAACUAUGUGUACUCACUUCGUCCUAGAAAAAAAUAAAAAAUAAAUUUCUAAGUUUGAAUCUGGACAAUCGUUGGCAUGAGUUUGAUUUCUCCCUGAUGCAAGGUUCUCUCUCCAUUUCUUUGAACAUGACACUAAGGUUCUCUCACCAUUCCUUCUUUAUCAAUAAAAUGGUGGCUAAGUUCUUCCUUAGUAUCCCGUGUGCUUCUUUCAACCUAGUAGCUCACUGUU